UUAUGAGUUGAAUGGAUACGAUAAAAUCAGUGGCAAUGUCUGCUGAUAUCCAACAGUUUGAUGAAUUGAAAGUGGAGACAGAAACAUUCUUACACAAUUUUGAUGACAAUAAUGAUAUUGUACCUCAUCUAACAGCUUAUUUCAAAAGCUUUCAGCAGGCUCUAAAAACCCGCAGACCACUGUCAGUAAAUGCUGUGCUAAGUUUCAGAAAGUCAAAUGAUUUCACAGACUUGAUAGGUGCUCUGAUAAAAAUUUCAAGGACCGAUCUGAGGAAUUCCCUCAGUACCGAGCAGCACGCGGACCGACAAAAGCUAGUCAAAGCUAUUUUGAAGCGCAUGAAAUCGUUGCAGUCUUCGAGCCUGAAUGUAAUUGAGAUGGGUUUUAGUGCUCUUCUUUCGCAGACAAGUGUCGGAAAGUUUUACUCGUUUGGACGAGUAAGAAUGACCUUCAAUCUUCCCGUGGAAGACAGGGAAGGACUAUCAAUGAAUCAUGAAACUGAAAGAGAAAAUUUCUGCAAAUCUUGUGAAAUAUUUCUGGUAACAUCCAGAUACUACAGUGAAAAUUUGCAACUCUUGUCCGAUGAGCAAUAUAAUUCAUUUCUUUCUAACGAAACCGAAGUCUUGAAACUGGAACCUACCAAAUUAAAACCAACGAAGAAGGCGAAAGUUAGCGAUAGCGCUGAAGCUUUACCUAGAAGUAGCAUUUGUCCACGUUUUUGUCGUCAACCUGAUGAUAACCAAACCAUUGAUUGGUUAGAAUGGACCGACCUGCAAGUUCAAUGCAAUUCGAAAUUCGAAAGUUUCAAACAAGACGGUCGAAGAAAUACAAAUGAAUUGGUUGCAAAGAGUUACUACAACCUCGUUUUCAAGUUUGUACUUCCUGACAUAGAGGUUAUAUACACGAAUCCAUCUGGACCAAAUCCCGAGACAGCCAGUUUCCAGAAGCUCCCAGUCUUUGUCGUGUCUCCGGAUUUUGUACUCGAAACACAUACAAAACAGGACAUAGAUCCAGACGGAUACUAUUUGUGGAAAUUAGCUUUCGGGUCGUUCGAUGAAGACCAGACUAUUGAGAAUAUAGUGGACAAAAUGCUUAUGCCGAGGUUCAAAGGAGUUCUGGCAAAUGCGUUAGAGGCGAUUGAAAGGUCGGAAAUAUCAAAAAUUGGAAAUACCAGCUCGGAAAUACCAAAAAUAGAGAUUGAAAACGAAGGCAGUCAUGAUAUGAUUACGAGUUUUACACGAGAUGCGAUCUAUCACGCUAUUUGUUCUUUACUGCAAGAUUUGAGGAAAAAACGACCGAGAGACGAUGAUCGAAGAAGAAGAAAUGCUAAUAUUAGGACAAGUAGUGUUUCGAAUGAAAUGACAGCAGAUGAGUUAGUUGGAGAGCCGCUUGAGAGAAGUAAGAAGAGAAUAUGGAGUUGGUUCCAGGAGAUUUGCGACUCCAUUGACUUGCAAAGAUCGGGACGAGAGAGUACAAAAGAUACGGUGGUUAAGCGAGAGAAUUUUGGGAGGAUGAUCAAAGACGGAGUACACAUGGGAAUAAUGACAAAAGAACAGGCUGAAAAAAUUCUGUCAAAACAACCAAUUGGUACUUUUCUUCUCCGAUUCAGUACUUCACAGCCCGAGUGCAAGAUUGCGGUGUCCAUAAUAAGGAUGGAUGCAACUCAAAUGAUAAAAAUAGACCACUUCUCUUAUCCAGUUUCACAAGCGCAAACCUUGGAAAGUGCGGCGUUUCGCAUUCACAAAGAACUCAAGAAAACUGACGACAGCAGAUGCAAAUUAUUGUUGCGAAACGAAACUCGACAACCGAUUUCGGUUUUGGCAAAUUACUACUCUGAAACGGCGAGCGUAGUGUCUUCUCCAAAUCAAGAAAUAUAUCGCGACGGAAAUCAGUUAUCGGAAGCAAUUAGGGAAAUGAGUCUGAGCGGCCUCAGUACCCCAGCAUCAAGUAGCUUUUUUCAGAACGAGUUCAGUCCAGUGCUCAGCGAUGUUUUAAUGCCCUCGCCGAUGGACCAACAGCAGAUGAAUAUGAAUAUCAAUCCAAUGGGUGAUAGAGGAAGUGGUUAUACAGAUCUGCAUGCCAUGUCUGACUCGAUAUCAUUUUCGCCUCAAAUAACACAAGUCAUGGUAGCAGGUCUAAACCAGGGUGAGCCGCAAGGAGUGUUUGACAAUGACUCAACGUUUUUUCCGGAUGAUCUCGAAGGAGUGGAGCCAUUUACUUUAGAAAACAAUAUCGAGCCUGGAAGUGUCAGGUCCUUUGCCAGUGACAACGUGUUGCCCCCUGUUGAGUUUAUUCUGACGCCUCCUGAAUCGAACAUCCAGAGUGCCACAUUACAGCAGCCAAACGAAGAUGACGACUCACCGGAAAAUGUGUAUCAAUCUGCCGAAUUGUGAGCAAAAGGUGCGGCACGUUUCUGAAACAGUAUACAUCUCUUCUAUAACUUCAGACAUAGCUCAAUGUUAAGUCUGCGUCAUGUUUUCUGAAGGGCAGAUAUGGAAUUCUUUACGAGAUUUGUUCAUACGAAAAGAGCUCAAUUGAUAAAUAUUACACUGAUGUGAUGAAAAAAGACAGAUAAUGAUUUUGAGGCCGAAAUUUAAGAAAACUGUAUUGAAUAAGAGCGAAUAAAAACUCCAUUUUUUAUUUAAAACUUGAUUAAAAUUCGAAGUUUCAAAAGGGAAUUGUUUACUUUUGAAAAAGAUUAAUUCUGAUUAUAGGUGUUCAUCGUACUUUUGCUAUAAACUUUCAUGCAACUCGGUGAUGAUGUUUUAUUUUCUCUUCUGAUAAAGUAUGUGGCUUACAUAGUCUCCAAAGUUGUCUGAACUCAUCCCUCAUAAAUAAUUAUUCAUCUGUUGCUGUCAUCGUAAAAGUUUGUUAAAUACAAAUUCAAGCCUCCUUUCAACUGUACUUUCUUUCUUAAACAUGACUUAUACCGUUGCUGUCGCUAUCAGUUUAUACUAUCGGAGUUACUAAAAUCAUUGAUUGUCCUCAAAAAUUGUUAAUUUUGUAUGCCAGGGGACGGUAAAAGAGCCCACAGUUUUUAUGAAUGUUUUCUUGUCUAUAGCAUAUCUCUACCUUCUUUCUUUCUUGCACAAUUUGUGAUCAUGUAAAUUUGCUGUUUUUUAAAUUUGGCGCUUUCCAUGUGUAUAUCCAUUUAUUUUGGUACGUAGCUUUAUUUUUGUACAAAGUGCUUCGGUUUCGAAAAGCUAUUGUUUUGAUUUGAUCUGCUGAGCUGAU
This is a messenger RNA of Symsagittifera roscoffensis, 3231 nucleotides long. RefSeq lists its product as uncharacterized. Gene Ontology annotation, molecular function: RNA polymerase II cis-regulatory region sequence-specific DNA binding; DNA-binding transcription factor activity, RNA polymerase II-specific. The transcript has 13 exons. Lineage: Eukaryota; Metazoa; Xenacoelomorpha; Acoela; Convolutidae. The coding region runs from base 12 to 2390 and encodes 792 amino acids. Gene Ontology annotation, biological process: regulation of transcription by RNA polymerase II; signal transduction. The record is from RefSeq and is a predicted model, not a curated record.